AUGGCGUCGAAAGUCCUGCGCACCUACGCUCGAGUGCUGUUUGAGCACCAGGCCUAUUAUCUCAACAGCGAGGCGAGUCUCGAUCGUGCCACACUCAUCGCCAAACACCCCGUCUUUGGUCCGGCUUUGCGAAUACUGUCACUGUUUGUAGAAGAGGUGGAGCGCGAUUACGAUCUCGAGGAUGAGACCGCACUCACCGAGAAGAUCGACGCAUCUCACAAGCGCAAGAUGCGCGGACUGGGGAUGCCACCGAGCACCAAUCACGAAAAGCGACUCAGAGCAUUGGAUCAACGCCGAGUGUCGUGGCUGGAGCAGGAGCGAUUUCGUGCCGAGGGCAAGCAAAACCGAGCUCUGCGGCAGCUCAUGGACCAGAUCAUUCUCAACGGCAAAGAGGUCGAGAUGGCUCUCACUGACAGAGAUGGCUGUGAUGUGAAGCCGACCCGUCCCAACGACUGUGUCAUGUCGGGGGCCAGUAGUCGGUCACCAGGCCAUCACUCGGCGGAGCCAAUCGAGGUCAUACAUCGAGCGCUGCGAGGAUCGGGCAUUCUUGGGCAUCUUGUGACAUCUCUAUCCUUAGAUGCGAGGGACUGGUGCCUGCCGGCUUGCAUCAGAUCACCAAACUUCGAUGGCUUAACGUACCUUGGACUCGAGCUCAACACAGUAAGGGACUAUCCUGUGGGUCAUGCAUUGGCCCCCGGCUUCCAAUUCGAUAGCGAGAAGGACGUCGUCCGUCCCCUGCUGAACGCGGUCGUAGCUGCGGCUACGCGUUCUCUGCGCCACCUUGCGGUGUACGAUGUCUCGUUUGCUAAAGCGGGAUCCAUGCCACCUUCAUCCAGCCGAGCGGACGUCAUCUGGCUUUUGCUGAAUGAGACAAUGCCUCUCUUGGAGAGCCUGGAGCUGGUUGGCGGCCACGUGAAGAUUCAAGAAUUGAUCGCUUUCGCACGACGCCAUUCCUCACUCCAACAGCUUGACUUGGCGUAUCUUCGUGUUGGUGGGUGGCAUAAGGACGAUCUGUUUAGCGAGGAAGAGCUCCAGAAUUUGGUUGGCAUCGAUGGUCAAUAUACCAACCUCACGCAUGAGGAAUGGUAG
Messenger RNA from Fulvia fulva, 1089 nucleotides. RefSeq lists its product as uncharacterized. NCBI's taxonomy places the organism in Eukaryota, Fungi, Ascomycota, Dothideomycetes, Mycosphaerellales, Mycosphaerellaceae. The record is from RefSeq and is a predicted model, not a curated record. The coding region runs from base 1 to 1089 and encodes 362 amino acids. The transcript has a single exon.